Morone saxatilis (striped sea-bass) is the source of this 2100-nucleotide messenger RNA. It is a transcript of the gene her13, whose product is annotated as hairy-related 13. Gene Ontology annotation, molecular function: protein dimerization activity; RNA polymerase II cis-regulatory region sequence-specific DNA binding; DNA-binding transcription factor activity, RNA polymerase II-specific. Bases 454 to 1179 code for a protein of 241 amino acids. Gene Ontology annotation, biological process: regulation of neurogenesis; regulation of transcription by RNA polymerase II; anterior/posterior pattern specification. Gene Ontology annotation, cellular component: nucleus. The record is from RefSeq and is a predicted model, not a curated record. The transcript has 4 exons. NCBI's taxonomy places the organism in Eukaryota, Metazoa, Chordata, Actinopteri, Moronidae.
GUUUGUACAGCUGAAUGGAAGUACAAACAGUUGAUCAACACCAACCAGUGGGGGAGAAAAAAAAAACAGAGCGGUCGGUCCCAGAACCCAACAAACUGUCUGAUUAAAGCCCAUCCAGCUCCUCGGGGCGCAGACCGCGGCUGACCGGAGACAAAGGGAGUGAGCGCUCAUUGGCUCCGGCCGUGUGCGCUCUGUUGUCCCCCAGCGAGAGCAGCUCAGCCCCUAUUCACAUGUUAAUAAGCCCCUAUAAAUACUAACAACAGCCACUCAGCGCCAGCAGCACGUCUCACUAGGAUUGCACAAUAAACAUAGGGCGCCUCGCCUCGCCUGCGAGUUAGUCGAUUUUUUUUCUUCUUUCUGAAACCGGUUCCGUUUGCCAGCUGCCCCCUCGCUGACGACUCGGGAGGAAAAGGCAGCAGUGGGAGAAGCCACAGAAGCGGCGAUCCAACCAACAUGGCCCCCUCGGCUCGACCCAGCAACACCGGACUUGGCAUGGAAGAAGAUUCCGAGUCCGACUACGGGAUCCAGAAAGCGGACAGAAAGAUUAGGAAACCUCUGGUGGAGAAGAAGAGGCGAGCUCGCAUCAAUGAGAGUUUGCAGGAGCUGCGGACUCUGCUGGCAGACACAGACUUUCAUUCCAAGAUGGAGAACGCAGAGGUGCUGGAGAUGACGGUGAAAAAGGUGGAGGACGUACUGAAGAACCGAACCCAAGAAACAGACACACUCAACCAGGAAGCCAGUGAGAGGUUUGCGGCCGGCUACAUCCAGUGCAUGCAUGAGGUCCACAUGUUCGUGUCCAGCUGUCCCGGGAUAGAUGCGACAGUGGCAGCGGAGCUCCUCAACCAUCUGCUGGAGUGCAUGCCCCUGAACGAGGACCACCUUCAGGACGUGCUGAUGGAUCUAAUCACCGACACUUCUGGGAGUAACGGCAGCACUUGGCAUGGAGGCGGGGAGGCACUCUGCACGAAUCUGGCUUCGCCUGGAGGAAGAAGUCUGUCCAGUGGCUCGUCCUCGGCUCUCUCCCCCGCCCCCUCCACCACAUCCAGCGAGGACCUGUGCUCCGACCUGGACGAGACCGACAGCGAGCACAACCAGAGCUCCAUCGAGGGCUUGGAGAACAGGGAGGCCCUGAGCACGCCCACCAUGACCUACCCUCGGUCUAUGUGGAGACCCUGGUAGGGGUCUGGGGUUUGGAUUGGAUGCAGUUGGGAUAUGUUUUAAGAUGUGACACUGGGCCUCUUACUGGAAGGGAAAAUUCCACCCUACAACACAUGGACUCAAAAAUAACCAUUCAUUUUUUGUGGUGUACCUUGCAUUUCUGGGCUCAUUUAGCCCUGCAGACAACUGGCCAUAUGCAUGGAUUGUUUUUUUUCUGGAUUCUUCACAUUGAUGUUCAAUAAUCAAAUCUGAUUUAGAAGACACCAAUUUGUCCACUGACAACAGCCUCAUUUGACCAAAAUGCAGUGCAACCACAGACACUUUGUGCUCUGUGGAGGGACCAUGACUGUGGCUUUACUCCUCACUCAGAACUGAAUGCAGCAGCCUUACCAUGGCAUUCUGGAAAAUGUAGGACACCAUACAUUGAAACAGACAGUGCAGGUUUUCAUCAGAAAAAUACGCCAUAAGUGCUUUGGAUGGCACAGAAAAAUGUCUAAAGGCUGGAGUUUUCCUUUAUCACAUUGGAGGUGCCCUUCCUCUCAGGGGCCCCUGCAGCAUGGGGCCUCCUGAAAAUACUCCUCCUUUUCUUUUCAGUUGUGACUCCCCUGGCUUUGAGUCAUGUGUUGUGACUUUUCUUUACACCUGGAGCAAAAUGAAAUCUUCCCUCUCAACACUCACUUAUAACCCAACAAAGGACAGACGAGGAGCAGUUCAAGUUCACACUUUUUUGUGUCAGUAACUCUGUGUGUGUAUAUAGGAUUUGUACGUGGAGAAAAGCUCUUUUAGAAACUGAGAAGUUUGGCAAUGCCUCUGAUUAAUAUAAAUAUUUCUAUUGUAUUUCAUAAGACCUGUAGUUUAUUGGACCAGUAGCCUCCUCCAGAAUGACCACUUUAUGUUGUAAUGAUGUCUAGAAAUGCCUUAAAAAUGUCUGAAUUUGCUAAA